CUCGCUAGGUUUGCCGAACUAGGCAGCGAACGGGGCCUUAUAGGAGAGAAAAUUCCCAAAAAGCCCAUCUCAUUCCUUUCAAUUUUCAAUUUCUACCACUUAUUUUAGAAUUCAAAAUGGCUGUUUCAUCUUCUAGAAGAUCGAGCGGACCAGUCUUGCGUUCUGUAUCACCGUCUGGUAGAUUCCACACAUCAAAUACUAGUUACUCCAUAUCAUCCUCAUCUUCAGCCUUCGCUUCGUCGACAGGCUCCAGCUUCUCUUCUCCAUCUUCUACUUUCUUUAACCAUAGCCAUCACAGAUCUGCGUCUCCUACUCGUGUCAAUCUUUAUUCAGCUCCGCGAUCCACCUCUUUUCGAUUCUCAAUUGAUAGAUCUACAUCGCCUGGUCGUUCAAUUGCCUUGUCCAAACAGAACAAUCCGAUUUCACUCCCUAAGAAAACAUGUAUGUGCUCUCCAACGACGCAUCGGGGGUCGUUUCGUUGCAGUCUGCAUAAGAAUAUUAGUAGUAAUAACGGUAACAAUAAUUCUUCUUCUUAUCCGUCAAAUCGGUUGAAUAUGCGGAGAUCGGCGAUGACGAAUUCGCUAGUGAGGAUCGGCGGAGUUGAAGGAGAGUGGGUGAGAAGAGCGUUGACGGCUCUGAUUCGCCCUUCUUCACACCAACAGAGAAGAAGAGCAGCGUUCCAGCCUCGGCAGAGUCGGCUUUCAGUGAUGUCCAAAGCCGAGGAUCUUUAAUUCAGGUUGGUUCGUUUUUCCUUUUAUCCUCUCAGACGCCUUCACCGGUGACGAUUUUGAAUGGUUCGUGGCCAACAUAGGCAUAACUCGGAUCUUGGACCGAUUCGACUCGGAGGAUCUGGAUCUGGAUCUGGAUUUGGAUUUGGAUUUGGACCGAGUCCAACGAGGACGAGUUUUACAGAUGUGCGGCGGCAGUUAAGUUGCGGAUGAGUUCUGCCUUGAAUACGGCUAGUUUUUUGGGUCUCUCCUAGCUUAUUUUGUGGGACAAGUUCGAAGAGAAAACCCUGUUUGUACAUAGCAAUUACUAUGCAAGGAGAUUUCGGAUAUUGACUAAUGCAAGAACCAAAUUAGUAUAAAGAAUUAAUCAAUAUCAUCAUUGAAAAUAUGAACUCCGAUUAAUUCUGCCUUUAUUUUAAGUAA
Messenger RNA from Tripterygium wilfordii, 1151 nucleotides. RefSeq lists its product as uncharacterized. The transcript has a single exon. The coding region runs from base 117 to 731 and encodes 204 amino acids. The record is from RefSeq and is a predicted model, not a curated record. Lineage: Eukaryota; Viridiplantae; Streptophyta; Magnoliopsida; Celastrales; Celastraceae.